Messenger RNA from Rosa rugosa (rugosa rose), 684 nucleotides. RefSeq lists its product as uncharacterized. The transcript has a single exon. The record is from RefSeq and is a predicted model, not a curated record. Bases 1 to 684 code for a protein of 227 amino acids. NCBI's taxonomy places the organism in Eukaryota, Viridiplantae, Streptophyta, Magnoliopsida, Rosales, Rosaceae.
AUGGCUACUUCUCAUAAAGGUCUCUUUCUCAAUCAGAGAAAGUACAUACUUGAUUUACUGCAAGAUGCAGAUAUGGAGGAUUGUAAACCAGCUCGCACUCCUCUUGACAGCGAGCUGCAACUUAAUGUAUUAAGUGAGUCUUUCUUGGAUUUAACCUCCUAUCAACGAUUAGUGGGUAAGCUUAUCUAUCUCACAAUCACUCGACUUGAUAUUUCUUAUGCUGUAAGCAUUGUCAGUCAAUUCAUGCAUGCUCCAACUUUAGCUCAUCUUCACAUUGUGAAGAGAAUUCUUCGUUAUCUCAAAGGUUCUAUUGGAAGAGGUAUUUUGAUGAAAAACAUUGGAAACACUCACAUAAUGGGAUACACCGAUGCUGAUUGGGCAGGCAAUUCUCUUGAUCGAAAAUCAACAACUGGCUUCUGUACAUUUCUUGGUGGAAAUCUGGUUACUUGGAAGAGCAAAAAGCAAACUGUUGUUGCUCGUUCUAGUGCAGAGGCUGAGUAUAGAACUAUGGCUUCCACUUCUUGUGAGCUUAUUUGGUUAAAGGGUCUCCUAUCUGAUUUGGGAUUUCCUAGUUGUCAACCAAUGUCCCUUUUUUGUGACAAUCAAGCUGCAAUGCAGAUUGCUUCUAAUCCGGUUUUUCAUGAAAGAACCAAACAUAUAGAAGUUGAUUGUCACUACAUUUGA